AUGGAGUCUAAAAUUGAAGACAAGCCCGCCCUUCAGCAACGUGUCUCCAAAGAUAUUGCAGAUGGCGAGAUCGUCAAGCCUGGCGAUGCACUGGCUGACGAUGAGGAGCUCACCAUUGCGCUGGCAAACUAUGUGCCUGAUACAGCCGAAGAACGACGCCUUGUUCGAAAGAUUGACUUAACUCUUCUGCCUUGCCUAUGGUGGAUGUAUGUCCUUGCAUACCUGGAUCGCGGGAAUAUCGCGAAUGCCAAUGCAGCUGGAAUGAGUGAGAGUCUCAACAUGAAGGACAACGACUACUCCCUCCUUGUCUACCUGUUUUUCGUCGGCUACUUCCUCUGCGAAGUCCCCUCCAACAUGAUCAUGAACAAAUGCCGCCCAUCAGUCUACCUUCCAACCAUCGUCUGGGUUUGGGGCUGCAUCGUCAUUGCACUAUCGCAAGCCAAGAAUUAUAAGGGCUUCCAUGCUGGGCGGUUCUUCCUCGGUUGUAUCGAAGCCGGUCUCUUUCCAGGGGCCAUCUACCUUCUGACAUGUUGGUACACCAAGAAAGAAAUCGGCAAGCGAUUCUGUAUCUUCUACACAUCGGGUUGCAUCGCUCCAGCUCUAGGCGGUAUCAUGGCCGGCGCCAUCGUAAAAGGCCUCGAAGGAGUCCGAGGCAUUCCUGGCUGGCGCUGGCUAUUCAUCGUUGAGGGCACACUCACUGUCUUCUGUAGUUUCGGACUAUACUUCCUCCUACCAGACUAUCCCCGUAAUGCCCGCUAUUUCUCACCCGACCAGCGCCGUCUUGCUCAGAUUCGCAUCCUCGUUGAUAGACAGGUCAGUGUCGGCAGCACGAGUCGUCGAAUGACCUCAUGGCAGGCCUUCAAGGCUGUUGUCACUGAUGGGAAGACCUGGUUCUUCCUCAUCGCUUACAGUAUCAUCAUCCUCGGCAUGUCCAUCUCAUACUUCGUACCUACCAUCCUCAAGACCAUGGGCUACACCAAUGUCACUGCGCAGUGGAUGACUGUCCCCAUCUGGAUUACCGGUGCCGUAUGUCAGCUGGCUCUAUCUUGGACUUCAGAUAAGCUCCAAGAUAGAAGGUGGCAUAGCUGCGGUCUUUACGGACUUGCGGCUGUCGCAUGCAUAAUCUCCGCCUUCGUUGAUUCGGCCAUUGCCAAAUAUGUCAUGAUGUGCCUGCUUGUGGCUGGUCUCUACACUGGCCUACCUCUUAUGCUCAACUGGACAAGCGAGUCGAUCCCAUUCCCUGACCAGAAACGCUCGAUUUCCAUUGCCUUUGUCAACUCAUUUGGCCAUCUGGCGAUUAUCUACGGAAGUUAUCUAUGGCCCAGCACGAAUGCGCCCCAGCACUUGGUCGGUUUUGGUACUCUGACAGCUACAUGCGGCUUUGGAUGCGUCACCGCGAUUAUUGCACCAUGGUUCUUCAAUCUCCUACCCAAGGAGCCUGUCACCAAGGCCGAACGAGAGCUAGUGGCUCUUCAACACCAGGAUCGGCAGGAGACCUGA
Molecule: messenger RNA, 1500 nt
Organism: Fusarium verticillioides 7600
Lineage: Eukaryota; Fungi; Ascomycota; Sordariomycetes; Hypocreales; Nectriaceae
Exons: 4
Coding region: 1-1500 (499 amino acids)
Biological process (GO): transmembrane transport
Cellular component (GO): membrane
Molecular function (GO): transmembrane transporter activity
Source: RefSeq, a predicted model, not a curated record